Octopus sinensis (East Asian common octopus) is the source of this 324-nucleotide messenger RNA. RefSeq names its product histone-lysine N-methyltransferase SETMAR-like. The record is from RefSeq and is a predicted model, not a curated record. The transcript has a single exon. Lineage: Eukaryota; Metazoa; Mollusca; Cephalopoda; Octopoda; Octopodidae. Gene Ontology annotation, molecular function: nucleic acid binding. Bases 1 to 324 code for a protein of 107 amino acids.
AUGACUCUUGAAGAUGAAAAAGGUAGAGGACGGGCAUGCAGUCUUAACAAUGAACAAUUUGUUGGACGAAACCCACGUAAAAGUGUCAGAGAAAUGUCUCAGGCACUUAGUGUCGGUGUUGCAACGGUCUCACGUAGCCUGCAGAAGAUUGGUACGGUGAAAAAGCUUGAUAAAUUGGUACCGCAUGAGCUCAACGAAAACCAAAAAGUUCGGCAUCUUGAAGUGUGCUCGAUGUUCUAUCUGCGAAACACCAAUGAUCCUUUUCUUGACCGAAUAGUCACUUGUGAUGAAAAGUGGACCCUUUAUGAUAGCUGUAAACGAUAG